Molecule: messenger RNA, 256 nt
Organism: Amoebophrya sp. A25
Lineage: Eukaryota; Dinophyceae; Syndiniales; Amoebophryaceae
Source: the annotation of a GenBank genome assembly
GGGACAGAAAACGCGUCAUCAAAGACUUUUUGAGGGUUAGCUUGAUAGUGCCACCUCCACCACCGCGUCGUAGUGUACAACGAGGUGGCCAAGUAGCAACUUAUUUAUCGAGUAAUCCAGGAGCAACUGCAAGAACAACAAGUCUAGAAGGAGUGGGUGGAGAGCCCUCUGUGUCGAAAGGCGAAGAUGAUGAGGCAAAGGAUGAAACUACUGAACAUCAAGUACCAGGGGAAAAACAGGAUGAAGCACGCAGAAG